Dentiscutata erythropus is the source of this 802-nucleotide messenger RNA. The record is from the annotation of a GenBank genome assembly. NCBI's taxonomy places the organism in Eukaryota, Fungi, Glomeromycota, Glomeromycetes, Diversisporales, Gigasporaceae.
AUUGAAAUACUUUAUAUUUGCAGCACUUAUUAUUGUAUUUUUAUUAUAUUUGGUAUAUCUGAUUUAUAAGAUUAUAACAGAUUUUCCAACUAAAUCAACCGGAUAUGUUAUAGUUAAUGAAAUAGAUGUUCCUGCAAUCAAUCUUGGUAGCCAUCGAAAUUCCUGCAAUACAUUCAAGGCAAACAAAACCAUCAAAUAUACAAAUACUGAUAGCUCAUUAGAUGGUUUGAGACAGAUUGGUUUUUAUUUUAAUAUUCCAAACAUAAGUAUAGAAGAAACGACCGAUAUCGGUAUUGCCUCUCUUUCUAUACAGCUGAUUUCACCUAAUUUCAAUCCACUGCUAAAUCCAAAACAAGUUAAAAGUGAUAUGGACAAGGCCAUUUUGUCAAAUUUGCAGCUUCAAUGGAAUUUUGUUGCUGGAAUGGCCAAUUAUGUUGCAUUGGUUAAAUUUAGUUCAAUUGCAUAUAAGACCAUUCUUCCGGGAGAUGUUCAUGCAAUAAUCGGGUUGACACCAAAUUAUCAUGUUACUUAUUCUUUAGAAAGUGAUGCCCAUUAUUUUCCUUUUAACACUAACCCAUCAGGAGUACCAAAUGGGACAACUGGCUACUUUUCUGUAGCUGCUAGUUGGUUUAAAAUGUCACCUGACAAUAUGAUUAAAUUUAUACCUGACAAUACGAUUGAAAUUGCACCUGAAAAUAUGAUAAAAAAUGAAAAAUAUGAUGAAUAUUAUGAAUAUGAUGAAUAUGAUGCUACUAAUAGCAUUACGAAUGUUACAGAUAACAUUUUGAGACGUCUUGCUUGA